Molecule: messenger RNA, 3153 nt
Organism: Venturia canescens
Lineage: Eukaryota; Metazoa; Arthropoda; Insecta; Hymenoptera; Ichneumonidae
Product: nyctalopin-like
Exons: 3
Coding region: 659-1891 (410 amino acids)
Cellular component (GO): extracellular matrix
Molecular function (GO): protein binding
Source: RefSeq, a predicted model, not a curated record
UUAAAAUCGCACCGGAAUAUUCGCUCUUGGUCGUUCCGAUCGCGCGUAUCGCAGCAGUGUCCGAGGAGAGGAAAAAAUAAGGUUGAGUGUUGGGCGAGGAUCGAGCGGGUAAAUAACUCGUGACGAAUAACAAUAAAUAUAUACGAGGACAAUUAAUAAGGCGGGAAAUAUGAGACGAUUAUUGGCAAACGUAUCGAAAAAAAGUUCGUAAAAAAAAGAAUAUUCGUAAGCCCGGAAUAAUCGAGUGCGUACAGUUGCUGCGAGGAGACGAAAAGAGCCGUGUUUCGUGGCACGAAAAAGGGUGCCGGAUUACCGAGCCUGCUUCAGCCUCGGAGAAAAUGUAAAGGAGAAACGUGACACGGACGGAAUAUUAAACUGUGAAUUCCAUCGUGUGCCUCCCUCCAACCUCAGUGUAACAACUUUCUUCCGACGUUUUUUUCUCUUUCGAUACUCUCCUCAAACCCCCUUUUCUUUCACUGGAUAUCUUUGAUCUCAAAAGCUCUUGGUUAAGUGCGGAGUGAGCGGCGUUAAACCGAGUGACACACUACCACAGAGAGAACCUCUCUCUCGAUUCUCACACUCGCGAGGAAAAACAGAAGGAAUAGCUGUCGACGCCUAUCCGGAUGCUGAGGCAUGCGCCGUAAACAUAACGAGAUUGAUGUAUCGCGGAGCGCAGAUUUCGAGCAUCUUCCUGUUGACAUGCUUGACAGGGGUGAGCGUCUCGCUCACCUCCGGACAAGAGGCAAAUUCCACUUCAGCUGAGAGCGUCAUUCCAUGCCCUGCACAAUGCAUUUGCCUUUCAUCCAAACAGGCGCUCUGCAACACGGGAGGACUGCGAGAAAUUCCAACGUCGCAAUUCACAUCGGCGGUGGAGGAAUUGUCCCUGACGAAGAACAACAUAACGAUAAUAAAAUCGGACGCGUUCGUCGGUCUUCGUAAUCUUCGUAAGUUGAGUUUGGACGGUAAUAACAUAACGAUGAUAAAGUCGUUUGCGUUCCGGGGUCUGAACAAGCUGACGGACAUAUCGAUACAGAACACACCGUUGCGUUACGUGGGCCAGUAUUCGUUCGCGACGUUGCAAAACGUGACGUCAUUGUUGUUGGCGUACAAUCGCAUAAGUUACAUCGAGUCGAGUUCGUUCGCGGGCACGAGUUACGUGAAGCUGAUAUUAUUGUCGAAUAAUCCGUUAAUAACGAUCCACAGUAAAGCGUUUUCGGGUUUGACGAACGUGGAGCACCUUAUAUUUCCGUCGGGAUUGCAAGUGAUCGAACCGGACGCUUUCAACGGUUUGCAAAACGUAGGUCAAAUAAAAUUGACGUUUAUGGACCUGAGCAGUCUGCAGCCCUUUACGUUUCGGGGCCUGAGUAACAUAGCGCGGUUGAACAUACAAGAGAGCGAUUUGGGCGCGGUGCGAGUGGAUGCGUUCACGGGCUUGAGUCACGUGGACAGUCUCAACAUAAUGAACAACAAAAUAGACGUGAUCGAAGAACUACGUUUGACCAAUGAGAACGCGGUUGGAGUGUUUCGUUUCACCGGCAACCACGUACUGUCGGCGCCACGUGCCAAAGACACGAAUUUCAAUGUGAACACGAUUCUCGCGGUGAACAACCACUUUCCGUGCGACUGUCAAAUUCACGAUGUUCUCGAGAGCGACCUCAUUAACGCAAGCGUCGAAGAAUUCCGUAUGAAAAAUUUUUGCAUCUCUCCGAUCGAGUACAACGGUCGAUCUAUGAGUCUCGUCGAUUUCGACGGAAUCGCCCGGUGUCACGAUAAGGUUAUGCAGGACAAUCUUGGCUCGGGCGGCCAGCGACCCCCCCCUCGUUCCCUGCUCUUCGUUCCCUUUGUUCUCGUUUUUUCUUUCACGUCCUUCCAACCGUUCGAUCAUCUUUGAAUCUUCGUUAAAAAUUAUCACGCGAGAAUAACCGAACGCAGAAAAAUUCGGGGCAAUGUUGCCAUAUCAAAAAAUACAUACAAAUAUACACGCGACCCGAGAAUUCGUUCGUUACGGAUCGAAUCGUCGACGAAAUUUCAUUUUAUUACUUACAUACCUCGGUAGUUUUCACUACUGCUGAAUAAAUCGAUAUACCCACAUAUCUAUAAAUAUACAUAUAUACGUAUGUACUCGAAAAUAUGUGCGUAUAUACGUAUAUUUAUUUAUAUAAUAAAAUAGCUACGAAGCGCUUGCAACUCUAAACUUUUUCCGACCUCGUCUCCGCCUAGCAGAACUGCCAUAUCCAGCGGAAUUACGAGCGAUCAUAUGGCUGUAAAAAAAAACGAGACGCGAUUCUUUGUGAAUAAACGUCUAUUACCUCAAAGUACAUCUCAUUCGUAUACGCUUCGCUGUUGUUGUCGAGGAACAACGAGAGAGGAGACAAAGCAAACAAAGAAAAGUACGUGGUAGAGGGGGCAAAAGCAUGGACGACGUAAAGUUGCGAGAAUAACCUCAAAAAUUAUUCACGAAUAUUGUAUAUCAUGGAAUCGUCGAGAGCGUAUCGAGAUAGGUUGAUUCUACACGAGAUGUUAUGAUAUUUGCUGUGAAAUCAUGCGAACCAAAGCUUGGUAAACGAUUUUCGAAGGGAGGAAUGAAAAAAAAACAAUAAAAAUACGCAAACGAGUAUUGAAAGAUAAAAAUUACGAUGUAAAAUCGAAUAUGCCUGCGUAACUUGUGCAUCGAUCGUCGAUAUAUCAUCGAUAAAUAAUAAUAAUAAUGUAAUUAUCGUUAUAUAGAUUACUGACUCGGCCUUUGUGUCGACGAUGAAGAAAAAAACAACCGAGGACCAUACUUUUUACAAACGCCCACACACACAUAUGUAAUCACAGAAACACGAAAACACGAAGAGGAAUAAAAAACAAUGAUUAUUUGAAAAAAAUGACGCUCUCUCGUCAUUGCGGACGAUCGUUAGAUCUGAUUUAUGUAAAAUGUUGAAAUACCAGUGGAUAUCAUUGUGCGAACGCUCGAAUAUGUUGCGCGAUCCAUUUUAUUGUUACAUAGCUCGUUAAUUAAUGAUGAGCAGCCGUGCAGUUAACACGGUGAAUAAAUUACACGAAAUUUCACAACCUUGUGUAGUACGAACAACGGACGGAGAGGAGGGUGAUUGUGAUGCUUUUUUUGUGCACCAACUACUUUCGAAUAAAUUGAUUCUGUUGAUUUAA